Messenger RNA from Rhopalosiphum padi (bird cherry-oat aphid), 306 nucleotides. RefSeq lists its product as uncharacterized. The record is from RefSeq and is a predicted model, not a curated record. The transcript has 2 exons. The annotation marks the transcript as partial. Lineage: Eukaryota; Metazoa; Arthropoda; Insecta; Hemiptera; Aphididae.
UAUUGUACCAUCAAUGAUGACGGUAUGCUCGUUCUUAAAAAAGAUCACAAAUACUUUUAUCAAGUAAUGGGUCAAUUGCGGAUAACUGGUAGAAAGUGUUGUUAUUUUGUGAUACACACAAUGCAAUGGACCAAUAUUCAAAACAUUUAUUACGACAAUGAAUUUUGGAACACUAAAAUGGUUGAUAAAUUAAAAAUGUUUUACGUAGAAUGUUUGCUUCCGGAAAUAGUUGAUCCUCUUUAUGGAAAGAGAAUGCAAAUUGAAGACAUCAGAGAACCAGCUCGUAUAACAGAGGCAAAAGAUUUG